Cydia splendana is the source of this 2130-nucleotide messenger RNA. RefSeq lists its product as uncharacterized. Bases 1 to 2040 code for a protein of 679 amino acids. Gene Ontology annotation, molecular function: G protein-coupled receptor activity. The transcript is spliced from 3 exons. The record is from RefSeq and is a predicted model, not a curated record. Lineage: Eukaryota; Metazoa; Arthropoda; Insecta; Lepidoptera; Tortricidae. Gene Ontology annotation, biological process: G protein-coupled receptor signaling pathway. Gene Ontology annotation, cellular component: plasma membrane.
AUGAGUCCAAUCCUGGGCAUCGCGGAGCACACAGAGGACUGGAACGCCGAGGGCGCGCACUCGCGCUGCCUCACGCCGGCCCGCUCCCCCUGGCAGAUCAGCUUCUUCCUCAUGGUCAUCGUCUUCCUCUACUUCCUCCCCCUAAUCAUCCUGAUCGUCCUUUACAGCGUCAUCGCCAAAAACCUCGUCACCGCGGCCUCCAAAGUCGUCAUGAACAAGACUGUCGAUCCCUACAACGCCAGAGCUAGGAAACAAGUGAUUCUGAUGCUCGGAACUGUAGUCCUAUGCUUUUUCAUAUGCCUUAUGCCGUAUAGAAUACUUAUUUUAUGGAUAAUAGUAACCCCGUCAGAAUGGACUGAGAGCAUGAACCCAGAAACGUGGUACAGCGUCCUUUAUUUCUCUAGAAUAAUGUUAUACAUUAACUCCGCUAUAAACCCUAUAUUGUACAAUCUAAUGUCGUCCAAAUUUAGAAUAGGUUUCUGCAAAGUGUGCAUCUGUUAUAAGAAGGUAGCUGUUAGAAAUCAAAGCGUGGAAAACCGGACGAACGGUUCAACGACCAGCAGCAGUUUGACGCGCACGACCAAUAGUUUGAAGAAGUUGUUCCAUAGAGGAAGUUUAGACAAAACUGACACGGUUAAAGUUAAAACUAAUUUCUUUGAUAGGUUAUUGAAUAAAAGAUUUAUUAGACAGCAGUCGGAGCCGGUGUGUGGUUCAAAGGUGACUAAGAUAAACAGGAUGCGAAGUGAGGGCAGUAUGGUUGAGGUGGCGACGGUAGACCGGUCCGACAUGGACGAUGUUAGUGUUAGCCGGCCAGACAUCGAGUUGGACGGCCGGGGCUCGUUACGGCGCAGUGUACUAAUAAACAGUGCGAAAGCUAAGAGCAUAGAGUGUGAAAGCAAAAGAUUGAGGCAUAAAAUAAAAGUUGACUGCGUGGUGAAGUCGAGGAGUGUCGACUACGACUGCCCUGAAAGUUUCGUAAUAAUUAAAUCGAUACUGUAUGUUCACAGCCCCAUCCUCGGCGUGGCUACCUUCACCUACGAGGUGUACGAAGACGGCUCGGAGCACCCCGUAUGCCUCACCCAGGCCGACACAUUCUGGUCGGCCCUCUUCUUCAUCCUCACCAUCGCCGUCUUCUUCAUCGUUCCCCUCGGCGUGCUGCUUGUCCUCUACAGCGUCAUCGCCAAAAACCUCAUGGAGAACCCCGUCAUCAUCGCACAGAACACCAAGAACAACAACAACACAAACAACGUUCUAAGAUACAGGAAACAAGUCAUCUUAAUGCUGGGAACUGUCGUCCUAUCCUUCUUUCUUUGUUUACUGCCUUUCAAGGCUCUUACACUGUGGAUCAUAGUAUUUCCACCCGAGACAAUAAUGUCGUUAGGUAUAGAUGGGUAUUAUAUACUUUUGUAUUUUUGUAGAGUAAUGCUGUAUUUGAAUUCCGCGAUAAAUCCGAUAUUGUACAAUUUGAUGUCGUCGAAGUUUAGAGAGGGGUUCGUCAAGCUGUUGAGAAUAAACAAGUUGAUGAAUUGUGGGAGAAGCUUGAGAGAGAAUAUGCAAAGGAGAGAUACAUUUAAUACGACUACCUCAACUGCAUUCUCAAGCAGCCAUCACAAUUCUGAUUCUUUCUGGAGGAGAUAUAGUAAUAGGACAAGCUCGCAAAAGAAUAUCAUUAAAGACAGUAAGAAGAAAAAAGAGCCUGAGCCUAAUGUUCAACAGUUAAAAGUAGGAGAAAUUAUCAAUGUCGUAAACACAAGACGCAAUAGCAUGCAGUUCAUAUCAGCAAUGAAUGAACUUAACGAUAAUAAAGUAGAAGUAGAAGUACAUGAGCAUAACUGCCAAGACGAAGACACUGCCAUUGAGAACAAUAAACAGAUACAAAUAUUGAACCUAGAUGUUAAGACAAAUAGCGUGUAUUCUAUAACUCUAGAUGUAACAGAGAAGAGUGAAGGCAAGAAUAGGUUUGUCUGUGUGCCGGUCCAAGAUAGGGAGAGCAAAAAUAUAUUUGUAUACGACUUUAAAAGUAAAGAAAGUUUUGUGUAAGGAUAGAGUUAGUUUUUUUAUGAAGUCUAGAUCACAACUUUUAGUAAUGGAAUGAUAAUUUCAUUUUCGAAUGAGGGGUUUUUAAAGGUU